UUGUUUUCCUAGUUUAUAUCUUAUUAAGAGGCAAGAUGGCGGGUCUGGACUUACACCUGAUCGAGUAUAUUUGGUUUUAACUAAGCAUAGCUUUACGAAAUGUUUAUAAGUAAGACUGAUUGUGUCUACCUAGGAUGAGAAUCAAUCUUGCUGAUACAACACUACUAUACGGAACCCAAAGUAUAAACGUGUACGGACACACACGGAAGGACACAGAGAAACAGUUAGAUCUCUCCGAUGUUCAGUUUCACGGCACUCAGUGUUCUGUCAACUACUUCCAAUAAAUAGUCAUUUGUAAUAUUAAUAAGUAUUUCGACUGCAACCUUAAAAAUAAGAUUAUCUAGAUUAAAAUAGUGUGUCAUCAAAUAUAAGUGAGAAGAUAGAUCAAAACGAAAUCAAUAGGCUGAUGGAGGACUACGUGGCUCGCAGCUUCCCGCUGGAGGAGGAGUACAAGAAGCCGACGGGCAUCACUCCACAGGACAUCGCUCAACUGCGCCAGUGGCUCGUCACGCAGCCGCAUCUACCACACGAACGCAUCACAGAUCUGGACCUGAUCCUCUCGUUCCACAGCUGCAAGCGUUGCAUGGAGAGCACCAAGAAGCUACUCGACACCCACUACACCAUGAAGACCACCUUCCACGCCAUCUUCAAGGACCGAGUCGUCGAUGCCAAGAUACAAUUGGCUUUGGAGAGAGCACUACUAAAACCGCUUCCAGCUCGCACGAAGGCUGGUGAUGCCAUAUUUUAUUCGCGUCUGUUGGACUUGGAACCCAGGAAUUUUAUGCUAAAAGAAACAAUGAGAGCAGUUCUAAUGAUUUUGGAACUGUGGCAGUACGAAGAAGGCACGUGGCCGGGCCUAGUCAUUUUGUAUGACCUGGAAGGACUCAGGUUAGGACAUUUGCUAAGGUUAGAACGGGAAGUGCUGAAACAAUUCCUCGCUUAUUUGGAGCAAUCAAUUUUAGUAAAAAUAAAAGAGAUACAUCUGCUGAACGCACCAUAUUUCGUGGAUAAGUUGAUAGCCCUCGUUCACAAAUUUAUCCGAUGCGAGCUCUUCAGUGUUCUCAAAAUCCAUCAGACUGGCACGAAAACGCUCGGAAAUUAUAUUGAUGUCUCAAUAUUACCAAAAGAAGCUGGCGGUAAUUACAAAACUUACGAAGAGUGUAAAGAUGAAACAAUGAUGAAAAUUAUGGCGAACAGAGGAUUUUUCGAAAAUGAACUCAAAAAGCGAGCUAAUCUGGCGCUACGACCAAAAACGAUAAGAUAUAUAUGAAAAUAAAGAUUCUAUACUACAAUUUAAAUUAUUCUGUUAUAUUAAUUAAGGUUUUAUCUCGUUAAAGAGGCAAGUAUAUGGAUGAGUAAAUGCAUCUACAAUUAAAGUUUAUUGUUACAGUAUUUA
Manduca sexta (tobacco hornworm) is the source of this 1396-nucleotide messenger RNA. Its product is annotated as alpha-tocopherol transfer protein. Gene Ontology annotation, molecular function: phosphatidylinositol bisphosphate binding. The record is from RefSeq and is a predicted model, not a curated record. Gene Ontology annotation, cellular component: membrane. The transcript is spliced from 7 exons. Bases 407 to 1270 code for a protein of 287 amino acids. NCBI's taxonomy places the organism in Eukaryota, Metazoa, Arthropoda, Insecta, Lepidoptera, Sphingidae.